Giardia duodenalis is the source of this 501-nucleotide messenger RNA. Its product is annotated as Ubiquitin-conjugating enzyme E2. NCBI's taxonomy places the organism in Eukaryota, Fornicata, Diplomonadida, Hexamitidae. Bases 1 to 501 code for a protein of 166 amino acids. The transcript has a single exon. The record is from RefSeq and is a predicted model, not a curated record.
AUGGCAAAUCAUAAACGGAUCCACGCAACUAAAAACUGCUGGAAUAGUAAAAUGGCACAGAAACGCAUUCAGAAGGAACUCAAGGAAUUCCAGAAGGAUCCUCCCAUGAACUGCUCCGGAGGGCCUGUGGGGGACGAUAUAUCUGUAUGGAGGGCAUGCAUCUUAGGGCCUAAGGAUUCUCCCUAUGAGUCUGGUAUUUUCUAUUUGAAUAUAUGCUUCCCCUCGGAUUACCCGUUUAAGCCACCCAAAGUGACCUUUGAGACGAAGAUCUUCCACCCGAACAUUUCCGAGGACGGCGUCAUCUGCCUGGACAUUCUCAAGAAAGAGUGGUCCCCAGUGCUCACCAUCGCCAAGAUACUUCUUUCCAUUUGCAGCCUUCUCGAUGACCCCAAUCCAGACGACCCUCUCAACUCUGCGGCUGCAAGGCUGUUGAAGACAGACAAGGAGAAUUACAUAAGGACCGUCAAGAAGUAUACGCUUGACUACGCCAGCAAAAAGUAA